AUGGCUUCAGGUGGUGAUGGUUACCGUGGAGCGCUAGUGUGCGCGGUGCUGGCGGUGUGCCUGAGCGCGGCGGUGUGCGCGCCGGCGCAGCUGUGCGUAGGCGCCGCAGACGACGACCCUCGCACUGCGCGCUUCUGCCAGGCCCUCAACACCUUCCUGGAACUCUACGCUGAAGCUGGUGGAGAACAAGUUCCUGAAUACCAAGCUCUGGUCCGCGACUACCCUCAACUCCUCGAUACCGGCAUGAAGCGACAAGAUGUAGUACACUCGUUCUUGCGGUUCGGCCGUCGCCGCUGA
Arctia plantaginis is the source of this 297-nucleotide messenger RNA. The record is from the annotation of a GenBank genome assembly. NCBI's taxonomy places the organism in Eukaryota, Metazoa, Arthropoda, Insecta, Lepidoptera, Erebidae.